AUGGGCAGCCCCCGCUCGGCGCUGAGCUGCCUGCUGUUGCACUUGCUGGUUCUCUGCCUCCAAGCCCAGGAAGGCGUGGUGGUGCGUGGGGGUUGGGGGGGGGCGGCGGCGCUGGGCAGGGAGCUUGCUUCCCUGACUGGCCAGGAGUCCCAGGGUGUUUCCCAACAGCAUGUGAGGGAGCAGAGCCUGGUGACGGAUCAGCUCAGCCGCCGCCUCAUCCGGACCUACCAGCUCUACAGCCGCACCAGCGGGAAGCACGUGCAGGUCCUGGCCAACAAGCGCAUCAACGCCAUGGCAGAAGACGGGGACCCCUUCGCAAAGCUCAUUGUGGAGACAGAUACCUUUGGGAGCCGUGUUCGAGUUCGAGGAGCUGAGACUGGCCUCUACAUCUGCAUGAAUAAGAAGGGGAAGCUGAUCGCCAAGAGCAACGGCAAGGGCAAGGACUGCGUGUUCACGGAGAUCGUGCUGGAGAACAACUACACGGCCCUGCAGAACGCCAAGUACGAAGGCUGGUACAUGGCCUUCACACGCAAGGGCCGGCCCCGCAAGGGCUCCAAGACGCGGCAGCACCAGCGCGAGGUCCACUUCAUGAAGCGGCUGCCCCGCGGCCACCACACCACGGAGCAGAGCCUGCGCUUCGAGUUCCUCAACUACCCGCCCUUCACGCGCAGCCUGCGCGGCAGCCAGAGGACUUGGGCCCCGGAGCCCCGGUAG
Molecule: messenger RNA, 714 nt
Organism: Neomonachus schauinslandi (Hawaiian monk seal)
Lineage: Eukaryota; Metazoa; Chordata; Mammalia; Carnivora; Phocidae
Gene: FGF8
Product: fibroblast growth factor 8
Biological process (GO): embryonic heart tube development; positive regulation of cell population proliferation; positive regulation of protein phosphorylation
Cellular component (GO): cytoplasm
Molecular function (GO): type 2 fibroblast growth factor receptor binding; growth factor activity; type 1 fibroblast growth factor receptor binding
Source: RefSeq, a predicted model, not a curated record